GCUCGAUGCCGUUCAGCUCCGGGCCCCCGUGUGGUGGCAGAGCUCCCAGCGUCCCACGCCCUCCGCACCUCAUCUUCAUCAUGGUGGACGACCAGGGCUACAACGACGUGGGCUACCACGGGUCCCAGAUCCGCACGCCCGUCCUGGACCGGCUGGCCCGCAGAGGGGUGAAGCUGGAGAACUACUACGUCCAGCCCAUCUGCUCCCCCUCCCGCAGCCAGCUGAUGACCGGCCGGUACCAGAUCCACACGGGGCUCCAGCACUCCAUCAUCCGGCCCCGGCAGCCCCUCUGCCUGCCCCCGGACGUGCCCACCCUGGCCGAGCGGCUGAGGCAGGCGGGGUACCGCACGCACAUGGUGGGGAAGUGGCACCUGGGCUUCUCCCGCCGCGGCUGCCUGCCCACCAGCCGCGGCUUCCAGUCCUUCCUGGGCUCGCUGACGGGCAGCGCCGACCACUACAGCUUCCGCCACUGCGACGGGGCCGACACCUGCGGCUUCGACCUGCACGACGGCGAGCGCCCCGCCUGGGAGCUCCGCGGGAACUACUCCACUGAGCUCUACACACACAGGGUGAAGCAGAUCCUGAGGGCCCACGACCGUAAGAAGCCCCUCUUCCUGUACCUGGCUCUCCAGGCGGUCCAUACGCCCCUGCAGGCCCCCGCCCGCUUCCUGCGGCGCUACGGUUCCCUGGGCAACCGGGCGCGGCGGCACUACGCGGCCAUGCUGAGCUGCGUGGACGAGGCGGUGGGGGAGGUGGUGCAGGCCCUCCACGACCGCGACCUGUACCGCCGCUCCGUGCUGGUGUACUCCUCCGACAACGGGGGCCAGCCCCUGUCCGGGGGCUGCAACUGGCCCCUGCGCGGGGGCAAGGGCACCUACUGGGAGGGCGGGGUGCGGGCGGUGGGCUUCGUGCACAGCCCCCUGCUCAAGAGGACGGGCGCGGUCAGCAGGGCCCUGAUCCACGUCUCUGACUGGUACCCCACCCUGCUGUCCCUGGCCGGGGUGCCCAAAAAGGCCCUGGGCCCUGGGUUGGAUGGGCACAACGUGUGGAGGGCGGUGAGCGAGGGGCUGCCCUCGCCCCGCUCCGAAAUCCUCUUCAACAUCGACCCGGUUUCGCGCCGCCCGGGCCGGGCCGGGACCAGGGCCGUGAGCGCCGGGCUGGGGGUGUGGGACACGGGCGUGCGGGCGGCCAUCCGGGCCGGGGACUGGAAGCUGCUGACGGGCCGGGUGGGGGACGGGGACUGGGUGCCCCCGCAGACCCAGCCGGGGGGCCCCGCGCGCCAGGAGGGCCUGGAGAAGAGCGGGGCCCAGGGGAGGAAGUCCGUGUGGCUGUUCAACGUCACGGCCGACCCGUACGAGAGGAGGGACCUGGCCGAGAGCCGGCCCCAGGUGGUCAGGGCCCUGCUGCUCCGCCUCGCCCACUACAACCAGACCGCCAUUCCCCCCCAGAACCCCGCCGACGACCCGCUGGCCGACCCGCGGCUGCACGGGGGCGUGUGGGGCCCCUGGUUGGGCCGGAGCGGGAGGGCGCGGGCGCGGGGGAAGAGGCGCGGCCGGGGGCGGAGCUGUAAGGUGUGUAAGCUGCGCGCCCUCUUCAGGAAGGUGGGGGCGCGGCUACAGAGAGCCGCCACCUACUUUUAG
Molecule: messenger RNA, 1640 nt
Organism: Conger conger (European conger)
Lineage: Eukaryota; Metazoa; Chordata; Actinopteri; Anguilliformes; Congridae
Product: arylsulfatase I
Exons: 4
Coding region: 6-1640 (544 amino acids)
Source: RefSeq, a predicted model, not a curated record